Molecule: messenger RNA, 1344 nt
Organism: Lathyrus sativus (Indian pea)
Lineage: Eukaryota; Viridiplantae; Streptophyta; Magnoliopsida; Fabales; Fabaceae
Source: the annotation of a GenBank genome assembly
AUGGCAGUGGUGGAUGAUAGGGAUAAAACCCACUCACAGGAUCGAAUUUUAGAUACAUCAAUCCCAAUGAACAACGAUUACACAAGAGAUCUCAUCAACAAGGUCAUGGCAGCUGAAGCGGUGGAGGCAGAAAAUCAACGUCGUCACCGCUAUCAUGUACCGCUACCGACACCAGCACUGGCAGUAAGGCAUGUCAAUUAUCAGCAACAGCGACUGGAUGCUGAAAAAAUCGGUGGUGGUGAAGAAGACCAGGAACUUAGUCUUGAACUAAGUCUUGGACUUUCAUCGAAUGGUCGAUUUGGGUUUGACCCAAAUGCGAAAAAGAUCAAAAGAACAGCUUCGAUACCAGAAUCAUCUAUCAUUCCGGUAUCUGGGUCUGGUGGUGGAAAUUUGAUAAGAACAUGUUCCUUACCGGUGGAGAGCCGAGAAGAAUGGCUGAGAAGAAAGGAAGAAUGGUUGAGAAGAAAGGAAUUGCAGUCGCAGCGGAGAAUGGAAGCUAGGAGAAGGAAAAACGAGAAGAGGAGACAAUCCAGGACUGCUAGAGAAAGAGAAAGAUACUCUAGCAGUAGAGAGAGGGGUGCUGGAACUGAAGAUGGUGGUGAGAAUAGUAAUAACAAUAACCCAGUAGAACAACAAGGUGCUAGUGCUGAUGGUUUGAUUCGAACAACCUCGUUGGUUCGUCGUGUUGGCGGGAUUGUCUUGAACAAUGGAAAGGAAAUAGAUCAAGUGGUUCCUAUUUCAUCGCCGCCGCUGGGUGGUUCAAUUGGCGGUUCUGGUUCUUCAUCUGGGACUUCAGAAUCUGAUGUUCAAAAACAUGGUCAAGGAAUAACUCCAAUGAAAACUGAAAACUCAAAUUCAGACAGCACUGUUGGACCUCAAAACAUAAAAGCCGUGAAUUUCUUUGAGGGCUCAAACUCGAGCAAAAUUGUUGGACCUCAAGACAAAACAAAGGCCGUGAACUUUCUUGAGGGUUUGAGCUCGAGCAAGAUUCUUGGACCUCAAGACAAAACAAAGGCCGUGAACUUUCUUGAGGGCUCGAGCUCGACCAAAAUUGUUGGACCUCAAAACAAAAAGGUCAUAAACUGGCUCGAGGGACCUCAAAACAAAACAGAGGCUGGGAGGAACCGGCUCGAUGACAUGCCAAGUGUUACUACCAAAGGAAAUGGACCUAAUGGAAAAAGAAUUGAAGGGUUUCUUUACAAGUAUGGAAGAGGUAAGGAAGUGAGAAUUGUGUGUGUUUGCCAUGGAAGUUUUCUCACCCCUGCUGAGUUUGUCAAGCAUGCUGGUGGAGGUGAUGUGCCUAAUCCACUUCAGCAGAUUGUUGUUAAUUCAAGUUCAAGUUAA